GAGAGAGAGAGAGAGAGAGAGAGAGAGAGAGAGAGAGAGAGAGAGAGAGAGAGGAUACUGAAACGGAAAGGAGGGCACGGCUGAAGAGAGAGAUGCAGGCUGCUGUAUGCUGCUCUUCCAGCUCACACUAAGAUGGGACUGCAAGUGGUGAUUUGGGGAGUGGCUGCAGUUUCUCACUGGGGAUCCUGAAGGAGGAUAGGCUAAUGUACCUCGAUCUGUUAGAUUCUGUGGCUCUAUCAUGCCACUAUGCCAGCCAUGAACAGGCCAGGGUUUCUUACUAAAGCAAGCCUGAGGAGACUUCUAACAGCAGAUGAGGUAUGGAGUCUUGGGAGGAAGAGAAGUUUGGGAGAGCGUAAUAUUCGAACAGAGCAGGAGAUCCUACAGACAACAGGGCCCAAAGAUUCAAGCGACCCAAAAUGCUUCUCAGCAUUCAGUCAUCGAAGCAAGCCAUACCCCAACAACGGCAGUGAAACGUCAGAGAGAAAAGUAAAGAAAGAGGAUGGAAAACCUCCACAUAAGCAAGAAACUGUAAAGACAAACCCUAAACCUCAUGGAUACGAGCCUAAACCUGCAAAAAAGCUCAAGAGCCCUUUACAUAACAUUGAUCCUCAUCCAAAGGUAAGCCCAAUGAAAAGCACCGAAAUACACUCAGGAGAAAAAGGCCAUCAGACACCACUAAAAGACGUGCAUUGUUUCACAUCGGAACACAACCGUCCAAGUUGUGGAACAUCUGUCCCCAUUGUCUCCUUUUUGUCCUCUGAUAUCGAGGAAGACCUGCCCUACGAUGAUGAAGACAUACACAAAAAACCUGUAGAAGAAACUGAAGCGAGGUUUCAAGAGACAUUGAAGCCACACUCCACUUCAUUUGAAAUGGCUGUAAAUUAUGGCAAUGUAAUAACAGACAAUCUGACUUUUAAUGUGCAGAACAGCGAUCAGUCACAAAGUUUGGUAUUCAACAAUAACCAUGAGGUUUGUGAAUUGGCCAGGAAGUCAAACACUGCUUAUAGUCAGACACAUGAGAUUGAUUUAGUAGCAGAGAUCUCUGAAAAUCUGAAGUGGCAGAGCAUAGAAGAUCCAAUCAUAGAUAAACCACUUGUUACAAAUGCAGUCCACAUGGUAAGUAGCGAUAUCAAAAGGCCUGACAGCCUCUCCUGCGAUGAUAGCCUUUCAGAAGCCGAAGAUAAAUCCGAACCGUUUUCCCUUCAGAGUGAAGGAUUGGUUUGGUCUGAAGAAGAGAAAGAUGUUCACAGUGAAGAGAAAAGCGAAGCAGGCCCCUUUGCUUUAGUCUACGCUGAGAAGUUUACCGUCAUCCCAGAAUCACUUCCAAUCUGCCACUAUUCCAUUACGGAACAAUCUAAAGUCGAUCCCUAUUGUCUUCUUCAUAAUGAAAAGCAAAUGACAACCGAGUCCAACCUGUCUGAGAUUCUCUCUCCCGUAGAUGAGGUGUUGUCCUAUGGAAGUGCUGAUCUUCUACCAUCACUUAGGGGAGGAGUGGCAUCAGGUCUAGACAUCAACAGUUUACCACAUCCUUCACCUGCUUUUGAGAUUAUCACAUGGACUAGUGAGGAGGAUAUUCCAGCUCCACCUGACUUUCUUGAAGACACUUCCAUUAAUAGCGAGAACAUACCUCCUCUUCCUGUGGACUUGUCUUGGAAGAGAGAUGCAGAGAGACCAAGUGAAACCAAUGUUAAUAAUGAUGCAAACACUGGAGAUGCAUUCCAAAUGCAUCCUUAUGCAGAAGAGGGUGAGGAAGACGAAGAUUCUGAACACACCAACUCGCUUCCUCUGGAUGACAGUAAUGAAAGCCAAGAUCCUUUGUUCUCCUUUAACAUUGGAGACCGGGUUCUUAUCUACAACUCAAGGCCAGGGGUUCUAAAAUAUAAGGGAUACACUGCUUUUGCUGAUGGCUUCUGGGCUGGCGUCGCACUUGACACUCCAAAUGGAAACCACAAUGGAACAUUCAGAGGCGUUAAGUAUUUUACAUGUGAGAAGAGCUGCGGGGUCUUAGUCAGAGCCGAGGACAUUUGUCAUUUGCAUACAGAGCACUGUAAUUAUACACAUACAGGCAUGGAUGAAGAUUCAUUCUCAGAUGAGGAUCCCCCCAAUAACCAAGAUGGAGUAAAUGGAAAUAAACCCUCAAGGACAGGGGAAAGGAGGCAAAAUGGACAUGGUUCAUCAGCACCAAAACAGACAUUCCAGCAGGAGCCAUGUGAAAAUCAUGAAGUCACAGGCAACAAGUUAUCAACUUUUCCAACAUCCAGUGAACAAACACCAUCAAACAUUGAUUGUACAAGCCAUCUAGACUCUGAGGCGAUGAUAGAGAGAUUAACUGAGGAGAUUUUUGCAGAUGCUCUGAAAAAUAUACAGGGAAUAGAAUCGACACAUGACGGUAAACCAAAGGAAAUUAAUUUCAGGAAACAAGAAGCUGCCAAUCCAAUUCACAAACCACGUCUCAUGGAAAAGUGGCAGCAGGUUUAUCCAGCAACUCCUCCACAAAUACGACUCAAACCUCAUGAACAUGGAAUUGUUUACAGGCUGGUUGAUAAAACCGUUGAGAUUAUCUGUGGCCAGGCGAACAGAAGUGCACUUGAAUCUUGCGAAACGCCAAACUACUUAGUAGGAGAUGAAAGCCAGAAUACCUACAGGCAAGUCCUUUUCCAGUUAGCGUCUGAUAUUCUGCACAAGAUUGGUGCUGAUAUAACGGAAGCGACUGGUUCUUUUCAGAAAUCCAUGGAUAAGAGCUCUCUUCUACAAACAAAUUUAAUUUCAGUCAAACUUUUGAAGAAUGCAGUGAAAAGGGAAGCACAGAAAGUGCUUAAUUUGGAGCAAACUGAUCAGGAAAUGACGGAGAUGUUACAAACACUGUGCAAGUUCUGGUAUGCUAAGAGGGACAGAGUGGACUACAUCCUGAUUCAAGAACUUCAUAAUGAGGAGAAGAAGUGGGUGGAUUACCGUAAUGACCAGAUCACUGUGAAAAUGCGACUGGCCGAUGAGAUUUUUAGCCUGCUUCUGGAUGACACGAUAUCAGUUCUUAACCGCAUAUAUAUAGCAGACAACAAACGAUAUUAAUCAGGCAUCUUUAUCAUACCUUCUAGAACAUUACACAAACAUUCUUACAUUUUGACUUUUUGAUUUGUCAAUUCUGUGUAUAAAUAGUGUAUAAAAAACUAAAUAAAGGGAAAUUGUGUUUAUA
Messenger RNA from Silurus meridionalis, 3193 nucleotides. RefSeq lists its product as uncharacterized. Gene Ontology annotation, molecular function: microtubule binding. The transcript is spliced from 8 exons. NCBI's taxonomy places the organism in Eukaryota, Metazoa, Chordata, Actinopteri, Siluriformes, Siluridae. Gene Ontology annotation, cellular component: centrosome. Gene Ontology annotation, biological process: microtubule anchoring. The coding region runs from base 247 to 3069 and encodes 940 amino acids. The record is from RefSeq and is a predicted model, not a curated record.